Molecule: messenger RNA, 2154 nt
Organism: Coregonus clupeaformis (lake whitefish)
Lineage: Eukaryota; Metazoa; Chordata; Actinopteri; Salmoniformes; Salmonidae
Product: putative protein CRIPAK
Exons: 1
Coding region: 1-2154 (717 amino acids)
Source: RefSeq, a predicted model, not a curated record
AUGCACAAAGCAGAAACAACCUUAAGAAAGUCAGCUCCAGUAGCACGGAGUGAUUCCCUUACCCACACUGCCCCACUGCCCCACUGCCCCACUACCCACACUGCCCCAGUGCCCCACUACCCACACUGCCCCACUGCCACACUGCCACACGGCCCCACUGCACACACUGCCACACUGCCACACUGCCCACACUGCCCCACUGCCACACUGCCCACACUGCCACACUGCCCCACUACCCACACUGCCUCACUGCCCACACUGCCCCACUGCCACACUGCCACACGGCCCCACUGCCCACACUGCCACACUCCCACACUGCCCCACUGCCCCACUGCCCACACUCCCACACUGCCCCACUGCCCACACUCACACACUGCCCCACUGCCACACUGCCCCACUACCCACACUGCCCCACUGCCACACUGCCACACGGCCCCACUGCCCACACUGCCCCACUGCCACACUCCCACACUGCCCCACUGCCCCACUGCCCACACUCCCACACUACCCCACUGCCCCACUGCCCCACUACCCACACUAACCCACUGCCCACACUGCCACACUGCCCACACUGCACACUGCCCCACUGCCCACACUGCCCACACUGCCACACUGCCCCACUGCCCCACUGCCCACACUGCCCCACUGCCACACUCCCACACUGCCCCACUGCCCACACUCCCACACUGCCCCACUGCCCACACUCCCACACUGCCCCACUGCCCACACUCCCACAAUGUCACACUGCCACACUGCCCCACUGCCCCACUGCCCCACUGCCCACACUGCCACAUUGCCCACACUGCCACACUGCCCCACUGCCCACACUGCCCCACUGCCACACUGCCCCACUGCCCACACUGUCACACUGUCACACUGCCCCACUGCCCCACUGUCCACACUGCCCCACUGCCACACUGCCCCACUGCCCCACUGCCCCACACUGCCACACUGCCCCACUGCCACACUGCCCCACUGCCCACACUGCCCCACUGCCCACACUCCCACAUUGUCACACUGCCACACUGCCCCACUGCCCCACUGCCCCACUGCCCACACUCCCACACUGUCACACUGCCCACACUCCCACACUGUCACACUGCCCCACUGCCCCACUGCCCCACUGCCCACACUGCCACACUGCCCCACUGUCACACUGCCCCAGUGCCCCACUACCCACACUCCCACACUGCACACUGCCUCACUGCCCACAAUGCCCACACUGCCACACUGCCCCACUGCCCACACUCCCCCACUGCCCACCCCACUGCCCACACUCCCACACUGCCCCACUGCCCCACUGCCCACACUGCCCCACUGCCACACUCCCACACUGCCCCACUGCCCACACUCCCACACUGCCCCACUGCCCACACUCCCACACUGCCCCACUGCCCACACUCCCACACUCCCACACUGCACACUGCCUCACUGCCCACAAUGCCCACACUGCCACACUGCCCCACUGCCCACACUCCCACACUGCCCCACUGCCCACACUCCCCCACUGCCCACACUCCCACACUGCCCCACUGCCCACACUGCCCCACUGCCACACUCCCACACUGCCCCACUGCCCACACUCCCACACUGCCCCACUGCCCACACUCCCACACUGCCCCAUUGCCCACACUCCCACACUCCCACACUCCCACACUGCACACUGCCUCACUGCCCACAAUGCCCACACUGCCACACUGCCCCACUGCCCACACUCCCACACUGCCCCACUGCCCACACUCCCCCACUGCCCACACUCCCACACUGCCCCACUGCCCCACUGCCCACACUGCCCCACUGCCACACUCCCACACUGCCCCACUGCCCACACUCCCACACUGCCCCACUGCCCACACUCCCACACUCCCACACUCCCACACUGCACACUGCCUCACUGCCCACAAUGCCCACACUGCCACACUGCCCCACUGCCCACACUCCCACACUGCCCCCACUGCCCACACUCCCCCCACUGCCCACACUCCCACACUGCCCCACUGCCCCACUGCCCACACUGCCCCACUGCCACACUCCCACACUGCCCCACUGCCCACACUCCCACACUGCCACACUCCCACACUGCCCCACUGCCCCACUGCCACACUGCCACACUGCCACACUGCCCAUGCCAUGCCCUGCUGUCAGGCCAUGUGA